Molecule: messenger RNA, 4946 nt
Organism: Phyllostomus discolor (pale spear-nosed bat)
Lineage: Eukaryota; Metazoa; Chordata; Mammalia; Chiroptera; Phyllostomidae
Product: zinc finger protein 77-like
Exons: 4
Coding region: 348-2093 (581 amino acids)
Biological process (GO): regulation of DNA-templated transcription
Cellular component (GO): nucleus
Source: RefSeq, a predicted model, not a curated record
CUAACGAGGCAAGGGAAGAAGGGUUCUAAAACACUGUCCAAUCAAGGCCUGGUGGCGUGAUAGGAGUUAUAUCCAGUCAGAAUCCUUAGAAAGGAACAGUUUGGAGUUCCGUCCAGUCACGUUGCGGGUGCCUGCAGCAUUGUCCAAUCUGUGGGGGCGGGGGUAAGGGGCAUUCAUCGCCGUUGGAGGCUGGAGCUUUGGCAUCUGUCGUUGACAUCUCUCUCCGCCAGCGGAGGCGCUCUCGCGUUUCUGUCCGGAGCGAUCCUGGGUGUACUGUCUCUCUCACCUUCCGGAGCUUCGGAGCUGCGGGAAGACGACGCCCUGAGAACCAGCCUCACCGCUGCGAGAUGGACACGGUGGUCUUUGCGGAUGUGGCUGUGAAUUUCACUCAGGAAGAGUGGGCUCUGCUGGAUGGUGCUCAGAGGAAGCUCUAUAGAGAAGUGAUGCUGGAGACCUUCAGGAACCUGGCCUCAGUGGUUGUUACAGAUUGUUUCACUCAAGUUAAAACCCAUCCGUCACGCCCUGGGCAGGAUACUUUGGAGAAUAAAAUAUCCAGUGAAGAGAAAAUACUAAGAUUCACAAGAAAUGAUUCCUGGCCUGGUUUUAGAGGAAACUGCACAGACCACAACAUUGCAGAUCAGCACCAACCCCAGGAGAGGCGUCCGAGAAGUCACAUGCUGGAGGCUCCCUGUGAGAGAGGUGAAGCUCAUCCAUGCAGAGACACCCUGAACCCGGUCACAGAUCUUCCUGUGGGGGAGGGACACCCGCCUGGAGUUAAACCCCAGGAAUGUACUAAGUGUGGAAAAACCCGCUUGAGUCAGCCAAGAUCUCCCACUGGACACGAACCUCAUCCCGGUGAGGAACGUGGACAAGCCUGUACGUGCAUCUCGUGUCCAAGCCCUCAUAUGGAACCAGAGCGUGUGCACAAACCCAGUCACUGUGGGGACACUGGGAGAGCAUCUGAGAGAUACGUGAAGAGCCUUAGUAAUACAAACUCCAUUGAGUGUCAGAAAUGUGGAAAAGCCUUUACUUGCUACUCCUCCUUUCGGGGACAUUUGAGAGGUCACUGUGGACAGAAAAUCCACGUGUGCAAAGUAUGUGGGAAAGCCUUUAUGUAUUACUUUUACCUUACAGGACACGUGAGAACUCACACUGGAGAGAAACCCUAUGAGUGUAAAGCAUGCGGGAAAGGUUUCGGUAGUCUGAAAUACUUUAGAAGACACGUGAGGACACACAGUGGAGUGAAACCCUAUGUAUGUAAGGAGUGUGGGAAAGUCUACAGGUAUCUCACAAAUCUGCAAGAACAUGCAAGGACGCACAGUGGGGAGAGGCCGUAUGUAUGUCAGCACUGUGGGAAAGCCUUCAGUCGUCACUCCUCCCUGCGCGGCCACGUGAGGACGCACAGUGGAGUGAAGCCCUAUGAGUGCCAGCAGUGUGGGAAAGCUUUCAGGUUUCCUGCAAACCUGCAAGUGCACGUGAGGACACACACCGGGGAGAGGCCCUGUGAAUGUCAGCACUGCGGGAAAGCAUUCAGGUAUGCCGCCUCGCUGCGAGUGCAUGUGAGGACGCACACUGGGGAGAGGCCCUAUGAGUGUCAGCAGUGUGGCAAAACCUUCACCAGCCACUCUUACCUUCAGAAACACGUGCGAACACACAGUGGGGAGAAAUCCUACGAAUGUAAGGAGUGUGGGAAAGCUUUCAGGCAGCUGCAGCAUUUUCAGGGUCACAUGAGGAUACACAGCGGGGUGAAACCUUAUGAAUGUAAAGAGUGUGGGAAAUCCUACAGUUUCCUCUCAUCCCUGCGAAUACACGUGAGAAUGCACAGUGGGGAGAGACCCUUUGAGUGUCAGCAGUGUGGGAAAGCCUUCAGUCGUCUCUGCUCGCUUCAAGGACACAUGAGAUCACACACUGGGGUGAAACCCUAUGAGUGUAAGGAGUGUGGGAAAUCCUUCAGGUAUCCUGACAACCUGCGAGUACAUGUGAGGACACACACUGGGGAGAGACCUGAUGAGUGUCAGCACUGCGGGAAGGCCUUCCGGUAUCCCACGUCCCUGCGCAAACAUGUGAGAACACACAGUGAAAAGGAUACGUGAACGUCGGCAAUGUGGGAAAGCCUUCAUGUGUGACGAAUACCUGCAAGCACGUGAGGACACAUGAUGGACAGAAACUCUGAACUCGAGGACUGGGAUAUCUUUAUUCUUCCUGAAAAUUGGGUUGUAAAUGCGAGCAAACACACUGGAGAGAAACUGUAUGGAUGGAAAAAAUGUGGAAAAACCUUUAGGUGUAGCACUUAUUUUGUAUGAAAAUUCAGAGCAGGCUGAAUCUUUUAAUGAUUAUUUGUAUGGUAUUGCCUUUGUAAAUAGCUCAUCCUUAGUAGCAAUUUCCAGUGUAUUAGUUUCUGGUUAUGUUUCUGAUAUGAAACUUGAGAUAAGAAAUAUUUCUCUAUGUUCCUUCAUUUGUACUACACACUUUAUUAUCUUGGACUUUAAAUAAUUGUAUAGUUGUAUAAAACUUGUCUCGUUGCCAUUAUUAUUACUUUUGGACUUAGGGGUAUUUAGGGAUUUUUUUAUAAUUUAGUGAUUUUUUAUUGUGUAAAAUUUACAGUUGGGGAAACUGAGGCUCAGAGAGCCAAAGCAACUUGCCCAAUAUCAUUCAACAGUUAAGAGUUGCUGGGGCUUCUCUCUCUCUUUUAUUGUAAUGGCAGAACUUUGUUUAUAUUUGUAAAUUUGGAGUGGUAGACAUAUCACUUUUAUAUUUUACCUUUUUCAGUUACAAUUUACAUUCAAUAUUAUUUUGUAUUAGUUUCUGGUUUAUCAGCAUAGUGAUUAGAUUAAGUGGUUAUUUUUAUUUGCAUGUGAAAUGAUAAUAAUUUUAGAUGAAAAGUUUUUUGACUCUUUCCAUUAGGUUCCCAGUAUGUGAUCAUGCCACGAGACUGGUAUUUUUUUUUUUAGAUUUUAUUUAUUUAUUUUUAGAGAGGGAAGGGAGGGAGAAAGAGAGAGAGAGAGAGAGAAACUUCAGUGUGCGGUUGCUGGGGGCCAUGGCCUGCAACCCAGGCAUGUGCCCUGACCGGGAAUAGAACCUGUGACACUUGGUUUGCAGCCUGUGCUCAAUCCACUGAGCUACACCAGCCAGGGUUGAGACCUGUAUUUUUUCUUUUCUGGUUUGCUCCUGCAGACAUCAACCCUUCACUGUAGUCUUUGUUACAGAAACGUGGAGCUUUCACAUUUGUUUGUUGCUAGUGGAUACCACAUCUGUGUUCCUCACGGAAGUUAGUAAUUAUGGCAAGAUCUCCUCUGAUUAUGUUCUUAAUUUGACCUUUGCUUAAUGUCCCUGAUCUUAAUUGGAAAUUGGACACGAUACAUUGAGUUACAAAGAGAUACCCACGGUGUGAAAAUGAAAGGUGGUGUCUAGAUGAUUCCAUGUAUUAUGUUGUCAGUGGGUAAGCUGGGAAGCUAUAUCCCAUCUUCCUUCUCCUUAGGUUUGAGAAAGGGAAGGUGCAUGAGGUUUGGAAAUGAAGACACCAUAACCCUCACAUGUUCUUUCCCAUCAGCAGACAGAGAUGUGGAAACCUAGUGGGCCCUAGACACAGCACAUUCUCUUGACUUCUGCCUCUGUCUGUCUAAGAACAGCCCUAACCAAACACAGGUUUGAUGUUAGUUUUCUUUCAGGCAGCGGGUUCCACAGACAUUUCCAGGAGCUCCCCCAUCGUGGGCCCUCUUUGGUCUUCAGAUUCACACAGACUCUUCCUGUAACUCUUUGAUGUACAACAGGCCACUUCUUCAGGCUAUGGGCUUUAGCAGUCUUCUCUCAUCCUGUCACCCCUUUUGUCUUUCAUGCCUCUCCUAAUUAUGUGAUUUUUGUAGGAAGUAUCUUGUUUCUCUACUGGUAGAUCUUUUUCCUGACUCCACCCUGACAUAUUUAACAUUGGAGCCAAAACACAGGAAACAUACCUCCCAGACUGCAUUGUUGAGAGGCUGCACUGACCUUGCAUUUCUUGUUUGAUACUUACAUGGAUGUAUUUGGACACUUCCAUGGUGGAAAUGCACCUUUGUGAAUAUAUUUGGCUGUUUGUGACAGUUUUCUCUUUUAGCUGAAUGCUUUCUAAAUGAUAAGCCCAGUAUGUUUAAUUAUGCUCAAUUUUUAUAUGUGAUUACCAAAUGUUUGAUUCUCAUUUUUUUAAAGAUUUUAUUUAUUUAUUUUUAGAGAGGGGGGAAGUGAGGUAGAAAGAGAGGAAGAGAAACAUCAAUAUGUGAGAGAAACAUCGAUUGGUUGCCUCUAGCACGUGCCCUGAUGUGGGACCUGGCCUGCAACCCAGGUAUGUGACCUGACCAGGAAUCGAACCGGUAACCUUUCUCUUUCUGAGACAAUUGCUCAGCCACUGAACCACACUAUUCAGGACUAAUGCUCAUUUAAAAAAAAUAUGUGAUUCAAACUGCAUUUUUUUUCAAUUGUAGUUUUCUACAUUGUUUCUGAGCUAUUAUUUAGGUUUUCAAAUCUGUUGUAUACUGACACAUGUUAUUGUGUUUUAUGUUUAAUUAAUUAUGAACCCAUUCUAAAGAAUAAUUUAUUGUUCCAUUGUAACCAAUUUUUUCAUAUGUAUUCUGGGGUAAUGUUACUAAAUACAUACACCUUUUGAAAUUAUUUUCUGGUCUUUCCUUCAUUUUUAUGCAGCUACCAUCUUUGUAUUUUAAAAAUGACUUAUUUUUUGCUAACAUUGAAAACCUAGCUAUUGCUCCAGUCAGUGGUCUCCAGCCAGGCGUCCUGCUCCUACAGCUCAACAGGGUGGGGGAUGGGGAGCGGACGUACACAUCCCCUUGACGUCUGUGGAGAACCCGAACCGUGUUCUGGGCGAGGUGAGCACUUCUGCUGUUGUGAUGGGAGUGAGUUACCACACAGAGCUUCAGCUUAUAGGCAUAAGUGCCUUGAAUAAACUCUACUUCUGGAAA